CUUCGAACCCCCGCCUCGACGCUCAUUUCUCCGCAUCUUAGCGGCGUCAUAUGACGUCACCGUCCUCCUUUAACGCUUAUCGUACUGUGACAAUGUAACAUCACACCUUGUUCAACUGUAGAUGUGCUGUAGAUGCGGGGUGAGGCUUCCAGCAUCGCGCAAAUUACUCUGAUAAAGGGUUGAUGCGCCGCCGUAGUCAUUGUAGCACGACAGGGCGAGGCAUUCAAACGUCUCAAAUUGAUCUCAUCAUGCGCACGCUGACCCGCCUUUCAAUACUGACAAGCCUAGGCUUUGCAGCCGCUCAAGAUGUAGACUACGCGCAAUUCGUAAAUCCCUUCAUUGGAUCUGAGGGUGCCAUUCCAGGCUACGCUUAUGGCGGAGGAGAUGUCUUCGUCGGAGUAACAGUACCAUUUGGCAUGGUCAAGCUCGGUCUGGAUACCUAUGAGGAACCCAUCAACCAGAGUGCGCUGAAUGGUGGAUGGACUCCGCAAGGUUAUGUGACUGGCAUCAGUCUGAUGCAUGAAUCUGGUACCGGAGGUGGCCCCAAAUAUGGCUUCCCAGCUCAAAUGCCUUUAACAUCAAUUGACGGCGAGGUGAACCUGCUCGACAACAGGACGUAUUGGCAGAAAAGGAAAGGCGAGGAUGUUGCGAGCGUGGGCUACUUCCGCACGAAGUACGAAUCUGGUGUGACAGUCGAGCUAUCAGCAACGCGUCAUGCCGGACUGUAUCACUACACGUAUCCAACAACAUCCGAGAAGCACGUGCUUGUAGACUUCUCCCAUUACUUACCCCACCCCACACGCUCCUGGGACUCGCAGUUCUACACUGGCGGUGAGAUUGAGAUACGACCAAAUUCAAGCACAUAUACUGGAUAUACCUCGAUUGCGGGAGGUUGGUGCAUUGGUGCUCCGGUGACUGUGUACGUCUGUGGAGAGUUUGACACGCCACCCAACGAAGCCAGAGCUUUCAAGGGCAAGAACACUUUCCCUGUCAGUCGCCACUUCCGAAGCUUCAACAACGCUACUACUCCAUCACCAACGUUUACCGGAAAUAAUGCUCGCUCUGGACCAUUAAACGAUCGUGUUGGUGCUGUCUUCUCGUGGACCAAUGUUAUAGAAGUAAAAUCAAGAGUUGGCAUCUCAUUCAUGUCUGUGGAUAAAGCCUGCGCUUACAAAGACGCCCAGUUGUCGACAUGGUCCAUCAACGACACGAUGCAGGCAGCACGUGAUGAGUGGAAUCGAGACGUCUUCUCCAAGAUCCAGGUUGACAUAUCCGAGUCGGCGAACAAGACGAGGUUGGCGCUGUUGUACUCGAGCCUGUACUUCAUGCAUCUCAUACCGAGCGAGCGAAUAGGCGAGAACCCUCUAUGGGAGAGUGAGGAACCGUAUUGGGACGACUUUUACACCAUGUGGGACCUGUUUCGCAAUCAGGUGUCAUUAUGGCAUCUCAUCCAGCCAUCGUACUACGAGUCGAUGUUGAGAGCGCUCAUCGAUAUCUUCAGACGCGAAGGCUGGAUGCCAGACGGUCGAUCUGGAAACUACAACGGCUUAGUGCAAGGCGGUUCCAAUGCUGACAAUGUACUCGCCGAUGCAUACGUCAAAGGUCUGAGAGGCAACAUUAACUGGACCGAGGGGUACGCUGCAGUUAAGAAGAACGCAGAGGUGCUACCUUACUUCGACGAGAACCCGGUCGACCCUCAAGGCUCGCUCAAGGAAGGUCGUUCAGCCCUUGACGACUGGAUCCCCCUCGGCUAUGUAUCAGCAGACCGUAACUCGCGCGCUGUCUCGAAAACCGUAGAGUACUCCCUCAACGACUUCGCCGUAAGCCAAAUCGCAGCUGGCGAGGCACCCGGUGAUCGCGACUUGUAUUUGCAACGAUCAGCCGGGUGGCAGUUGAGUUGGGACCCAGAUGCAACAGCUCGGAACUUCAAAGGGUUCGUCAUGCCGCGUUUCGCAAAUGGCACAUUUGACAAAAACUACAACAUCACCAACUGCGGCGACUGUAACUGGGCCGACGAAAGCUACGAGGGCACUGCGUUCGAGUACUCCUUCGUCAUCCCGCACGACGUCGCUCGAGUAAUCGAUCUCAUGGGCGGACCCGGACACUUCGAGUCGCGCCUCGACUACGUGUUCCAGCCAAACACAUCAGGUGUCGAUCUGGGCGUCAACGGGCUGGGAAUCACUACCAUCAACAACGUCGCAAAUGAGCCGGACUUCCAGACGCCAUACCUGUACAACUACCUCAACAAGCAAUGGAAGAGCGUCGAGCGCUCUCGUCAACUAGCGAAUGACUUCUACUUCAACAACAACAACGGGAUACCAGGAAACUCUGAUGCAGGAGCGCUGAAUUGCUGGCUGGUGUGGCAGAUGCUGGGCUUGUAUCCGAUCGUUACUACGCCUGUCUAUCUUCUCGAAAGCCCGUGGUUCCCAGACAUCAAUAUCACUGUUAAUCAUGACAAGACUCUAAGGAUUAGGGCUGAGGGGUUAGAUGAUGGCGACGGGAGGCAGGGGUAUUAUGUUCAAGGUGCUACGAUCAACGGACAAGAGUGGGACAAGAACUGGUUUGAGCAUGAAGAUGCGGGAGGUAUCAUGACUGAAGGGGGGGAGAUUGUGUUCAGACUCGGCAGUGAGCAAAAGGCGUGGGAGACGGGCGACGUGCCUCCCAGUCCAGGUCAUAUCGAACUGGAUGUUGGGAACGGGAUGUAGUAAAAGAGAAGUGCUGGUCAAACGUGGUCCUGGAGUGUAUGAUAGCUACAACAUACUGGGCGUGCUCAAAACCCAAAGGCUCCUCGCUCGUAACACUAGAUACACAAUAGUACGCGCCACUUC
This is a messenger RNA of Macroventuria anomochaeta, 2828 nucleotides long. Its product is annotated as glycoside hydrolase family 92 protein. The coding region runs from base 183 to 2705 and encodes 840 amino acids. The transcript has 3 exons. Lineage: Eukaryota; Fungi; Ascomycota; Dothideomycetes; Pleosporales; Didymellaceae. Gene Ontology annotation, cellular component: cytosol; nucleus. The record is from RefSeq and is a predicted model, not a curated record. Gene Ontology annotation, biological process: glycoprotein catabolic process; protein quality control for misfolded or incompletely synthesized proteins; protein deglycosylation. Gene Ontology annotation, molecular function: carbohydrate binding; peptide-N4-(N-acetyl-beta-glucosaminyl)asparagine amidase activity.